Necator americanus (New World hookworm) is the source of this 672-nucleotide messenger RNA. RefSeq lists its product as uncharacterized. The record is from RefSeq and is a predicted model, not a curated record. Lineage: Eukaryota; Metazoa; Nematoda; Chromadorea; Rhabditida; Ancylostomatidae. Gene Ontology annotation, molecular function: catalytic activity. The transcript is spliced from 2 exons. The coding region runs from base 1 to 672 and encodes 223 amino acids.
AUGCAAGCCAAGAAGAUCAAGUACGACGUCAUCGGACUCACCGAGACGAGACGACGUCACCCUCUCAACGCCGUAUAUGAAACUGGAGAAGAACUGUUCUUAGGAACAUGCGACAGUAGAGGUGUUGGUGGAGUUGGCGUCCUCGUCAACACGACUUUGACUAUCUUCGUCGCUUACGCUCCAAAAUCAAGCUACGAAGAAGAAGAAGUCGAAGCUUUCUAUAUGGACCUGGAGAAGUUCUACCAAGAAGGUCAUGCUUUCUACAAGGUCAUAAUUGGCGAUUUCAACGCUAAGGUUGGCCCAAGAAGAACGCCGGAGGAACUUCACAUCGGGACCCACGACCUACAAUGGAAUGACCAGGGAGAGAGGCUCUCCGAGUUCACCAUGACGACUAAGACCAUCCAUGGGAACUCGCAAUUCCAGAAGCCCUUCUCUUUACGCUGGACGUGGGAGUCACCCGGUGGAGGGUACCGUAAUGAAAUAGACCACAUCAUCGUCAAUAAAAGGUUCUGCCUGACGGACGUCAGUGUUGUACCAAAGUUCUAUACGAGAUCGGACCAUCGCCUCCUCCGAGGAAGGUUUUCCUUCACAAGGAGAGCAGAGAAAGCCGCCAAGUUCAGAGAGAGAGAAAUCCCAGGACUACCAUUAACUGGGAUCUCUUCGCUACGCUAG